AUUGUUUUAGGUGACUUUAACCUGAGCUAGUAAACACUUUUAACGUUUAUUAUGGAAUCAUGAAGGGAGUUAUUUUUGUAUGGUUUAUGUUGAGUGCGUUUUCAGUGAAUAGCUUAAGCAUUCAGAGCUUCCUGAAAGACUUGAACCCACUUCCUCCCACCACACAAACAGACGAAACAAAAUACAUCACCAUAAACAUUCGUAUUCACGUAGACAACAAGCUUUUAGAAUCACUGAAAACCACAUACGAGUGGAAAAAUGAUACUCAGAAAAAACUAGCACAGAUUCUGCUCAAAGAUACCUCAGAGCUCUUCAGCGAUCCAAUACUUCAGGCCAAAGUGAAGUUCAAUCCUUUGAGUGAAAGUCGUUUAGUCGUAGCACAGCCGUUCUUUUACGAUGGACCUUUGGAGAAGUACUAUGAUGCUUACUGCAACUGGCAAGGAGGACUCAAGACCAAGAGGAGAGAGAGUUACUACUCUGUGCUGUUGACUGAACGGAAAGUUGACGAUGCCUAUGGCUAUGCAUCAAGAGGGGGAAUAUGCAGCAGGCUGCACAGCUGCACCGUGAUACAGUGGAUUCCUGAAAAACUUGACUAUUUACUGGCUAAAUCUAUAGGAUUGAGCAUCGGCAUGUUGCCAGCUAGCGAAGGCAAGACCUGCUCUCCAGUCGGUAUUAUGGAUAACUUGACCAAAACCGAUGGUCAUGUCUGGACGAAAUGUAAUGCUGAAGAAAUGAGAAACUUUUUACAAACUGAUGCAGCUAAAUGUUUGAAGAGCGGGCAGCAUCAUUUGGUCUCCACCGAUGAGGCAUCAGAUCCCGUCAACGUUGCACUGAAAAAGUGAUUUAACUGCAAUAAUGUAGAGAAAUCAACUAUCUAAGAUACCUAUAAAAUAUUAUUACUUAUACACCCUAGUAAUACAGUCACGAACAAUGAAAAAGUUCCUGUAACAAUAGCGCCAAAUUACUCCUAAACUAAAAAGGCUAUCUGAAUGAUCCUGUCUGCAAUAAAGAAGUACAUUUUAACAGCGCAUCAGAAUAAUAACCAACAAAAAAGAUAAAAAUAUUGUGUUAAUAUUUUUAAUUAUAUAAAAAAUGGGGUCAUUUUGUAAAUGGAACUUUUUCAUUGCUUGUGAGUGUAUUAUGUUUAUUUAGCACAUCAUUAACGUUAAGGUAUGGUAUGCGAAAACAAUAAAAUUCUUUGCAUUAAUGAAAUACUUUUAAUUGAUAUGAUUCUCUCUGUAUUUGUAAAUAUACAUCACUUGUAUAUAAAAUAUAAAUCUUGUAAUAUUAGCUUAUAUAAAAGAGACGAAAUAUCUGGACUGGUCAUAAUACUGAAAACUUUUCACAAUACACUACUGAGCAUGAUCGAGAGAAGUGCUUUGGUCACUGAAAUAAUCCAGUUUCUUUAUUAUUUUCUAUUGGAUUGUUGAUUGAUAAACAUUUAGUCAAAUUUCGUUGGUUAUUGAGUGAUAUAUUGUGUUUUGGGAAACUGUGUUUCAAAGUGGUUUACUUACUAAAAAUGAAGUGGCAUCAAUAUGUGUUAGUCACAAUUAUCGCUUUGGUAGCUGAAAGCAAGCAUUUUAAUAUAGGAAAAUCAUUCAUCAGUGAAGAGAGAAGCAACGAAAACAACAACAAAAAAUCAGACCCAAAAUCCUCCAGAAAUGAAAUAAACUCACAAGCUAACUCAAAAGACAUGGAUUCCAAAUCAGUUCUCUACAUAAACAUCGCAGUUCACUUUGACUACGGUCUGACUCAGCACCUAAGAAAGUACCUCAAUGCGACAUACAAAAACACACUCAAACAAUUCGCUAGUGUUGUAAUAGACGACAUAGAUCAAAUAUUCAAAGAUCCAGAACUAAAAGUCAAGAUACAUUUCAAUAAAUUAGACGUGAAGUUUCUGAAACCGACGCCUCAGUUUGAUGCGAGGGAGUUGGAGACCUACGCGUAUCUGAAGAGCUACUGUAAAUGGCAGUCGCUGAUCAAGAUGAAGAGGAACAUUCAGUACUAUUCGGUGUUGCUGACUAACAGGCAGUUACUGGACUACGGCUACGGGAACCCUCCAGAAUACACUAGUCACAGCUUCAGAGGCAGUAUAUGCAACAAGCAGUUGAGCUGCACAAUAGUUGAGUGGAAUGUCGACAGAAUGACGUUCAUGCUGGGAAAAUCUAUUGGACAUAGUCUAGGCAUGGUGCGAGACGGUCCCCCGCAGAACUUCUGCCGCCCCGAGGGCAUCAUGAGCGUGGACACAGCCUCCGAGCCGCGCUUCAACAACACCUUCUUCACGCCGUGCAACCUGCGCGAUUUCAGGAACUUCAUUGCAACUGGUAAAGCCGACUGCUUGUUCCCAAAGUGAGUUAAAUUUAAAAUAAUUGAAGAUAUUAAAUUAUCUACUUGAAGUUCUAUUUGUGAAAGCAAUGUGAUGAUAAUAUAACUUAUGAUAAAAGUAUAAGUUAGUAUAUAAGGUAAAUUUUGUGAAUAAAUCGUUUAUUAAGACUGCAAAUACUGAUUAAAGUAUACUUUU
Messenger RNA from Plutella xylostella (diamondback moth), 2521 nucleotides. The record is from RefSeq and is a predicted model, not a curated record. NCBI's taxonomy places the organism in Eukaryota, Metazoa, Arthropoda, Insecta, Lepidoptera, Plutellidae.